Molecule: messenger RNA, 522 nt
Organism: Arachis ipaensis
Lineage: Eukaryota; Viridiplantae; Streptophyta; Magnoliopsida; Fabales; Fabaceae
Source: RefSeq, a predicted model, not a curated record
AUGAGCACCGAGUCAUUGAAUGCGCUAAAUUGUUCAGGAAUUCCCCAACACUGGUUAGUUCUUAAAAUCGGUGUUCCUGUGAUGCUUCUUCGCAAUAUUGACCAAUCCAAUGGACUAUGCAAUGGUACGCGCAUGCAGGUUAGACGUCUUGGUGACCAUAUCAUUGAGUGCGUCAUCUUAGCAGGUCGUAAUACUGGUGAUGUUGUAUUUAUUCACAGGAUGAACAUGUCACUCAAUAACGAUACAUUACCAAUCAGGUUUACUCGACGUCAAUUUCCAGUUACUCUUUGCUUUGCGAUGACCAUAAACAAGUCCCAAGGUCAAACGCUGUCAACAGUUGGCGUCUAUCUUCCGAGGCCUGUUUUUACUCUUGGUCAGCUUUAUGUUGCGCUUUCUCGGGUUAGCAUGCAUUCUGGACUGAAGAUUUUAUCUGUUGAUUCUAACGGCAAAGUUUCAGAUCAUACUAUUAAUGUUGUCUAUAAAGAAGUUUUUACCGGGAUGCUACCUAACUUUCUCCCUUGA